Messenger RNA from Sebastes umbrosus (honeycomb rockfish), 3079 nucleotides. RefSeq names its product syntaxin 7-like (gene stx7l). Gene Ontology annotation, biological process: intracellular protein transport; vesicle fusion; vesicle-mediated transport. Gene Ontology annotation, cellular component: SNARE complex; synaptic vesicle; endomembrane system. Lineage: Eukaryota; Metazoa; Chordata; Actinopteri; Perciformes; Sebastidae. Bases 141 to 914 code for a protein of 257 amino acids. Gene Ontology annotation, molecular function: SNAP receptor activity; SNARE binding. The record is from RefSeq and is a predicted model, not a curated record. The transcript has 10 exons.
ACCACCCUGCCUAUGGUUAUUUCUUCCUACCCAGUGAUUUAGCCCUCAGUGCUUCAGAGACAUCAUGUGACAGACAGAGGAGGAGGAGCAGACAAUCAGGAAGCACACCGCUGCUGCAAAUCACAAGAAAGCUCUCCAUCAUGGCCUACCAGGCUGGGAUGCAGGAGGAUCCCACUGUUUUGGUUUCCAAAAUCAGCUCCAACAUCCAGAAGCUGACACUGCUGACCUCGGAGCUGCAGAGGGUAGUUUCUAUUCUGGGAACGGAGCAGGACAGCAGCCAUCUACCGCAGACGCUGCAACAGAAACAGCAGCAAGGCAACCAGCUAGCGAAGGAGACCGACAAACUAAUCAAAGCAUUCAGUGCACUUCCUGUUGGCCCCGAUCAGCGGCAGAGGAAGUUACAGAAAGAGCGUCUGGUGAAUGACUUCUCCGCUGCUCUGAACAGCUUUCAAAAGACCCAGCGGCAGGCGGCCGACAAAGAGAGAGAGUUUGUGGCCAGAGUCAGAGCCAGCUCCAGGGUGUCGGCAGGACAGCCUGAUGACAGCUUUGGAAUUGGACCUUCUUUCCUCAGUGAUGCCCAGGUGCAGGCUCAGGCUGAGGCCAUCACUGAAGAAGACCUGAGGCUGAUCCAGGAGAGAGAGACGUCCAUCAGGCAGUUGGAGUCUGACAUCACAAAUAUCAAUGACAUCUUCAAGGACCUGGGGAUGAUGGUCCAUGAGCAGGGAGACAUGAUAGACAGCAUAGAAGCCAAUGUGGAGAAAGCAGAUGUGCAUGUCCAGAGCGCCACCACGCAGCUGGCACGUGCUGCAGACUACCAGCGGAGCUCCCGGAAGAAGAUCUGCGUCCUGAUGAUAGUGUUGGUUGUAGUUGCUGUUGUUGUUGGACUCAUCAUCUGGGGCGCUGUCAAAAAAUGAGGGCUUCUUCUUCUUCUUCUUCCUCCUCUUCUCCUCCGCCACCUCUCCUGUUUGGUCAUCAGCCUGGUACAAAGGAUGAAGCACUGACCUUCCUCUCCUCAUCUUCCUCCUUUUCUCACCCCCCUCACGAGGAGAGUCAUUGGGACGGUCUGUCUUUCUUUGAUUCGAUUAUAUUAUUAAGAUAAUACGGCCCCCUCAUUGACAGGACCGCACACUCCCUCACUGUGAAAACAAAACUAACGCUUGUUGCUUUAUUGUUAUAAUCAGCUUCAAUUGAAUUAUUUUGUGUCUGAUUUAGGCAUGAUUUGCUUUAACGGGAAAGCUUAAGAUUUUAGCCCUCACCUGAUUGUCAGAAGGAGGUGUUAACCCGGUGUUGCUGGGUUCAGUGGCAGCCAUGUUGGCUCCACCAGCCCUGAAUGUUGAAUAAGACUCAGUACAGACAAUGCUUCUGGGUGCAAUGAAGCAGCAAGUUGCUGUAGGCAGGUAAGAGGGGAUUGACCUUCAAAAACCCACGUGCUAAACAUUACUCAGCAAUUAAACUAUGAAUCAAGUGCACUGUGCAAAUUUGUGAGUUAAAAAAAGCAAGCCUUGGUCCAUGUAGCCAAACUGCAGUGCUCUGAGUGACACGUCCCACUUUCUUUAAUCUAUCAUCUCCUGUAUUUUAAGUUAAAAUUAAUAGUUAAUUUCUAUUCAAAUUCAUGUAGUUGUAGUCUAAUGAUAAACCAAUAAGUGCUGUACAUACCCUUAUUAAAUCUUGUAAUUAGGAUCUUAUAUUACACUCCGCUGUCAGCCAGUCAUUCCAAGUAAUUAGGAGAAGAUUUCGUUCUCACUUUAAGUAGGUGGUGUGUUUCCUUUUGUUUGCAACUGUGCAGCUUGCAUUGACGUCAAGGAAAAUCAUGUCACAUCAUAGAAGAUCACACACAAGGGGCCCUAUUUAAACAAUCUAUAGCGUAAAGUGCAUGGCGCAAAUGCAUUUAGGGCAUGUCCAACUCCACUUUUGCAUGUUGAGCGGUGCAUAAUCAAUAAUAAUGGGCAAAGGGGUUGUAUUUAGUCUCUUAAUUAGUGUGUCUUGGUUGUAACAGGAAUUAAACCAAUCAGAGUGUCAUCUCCCAUUCCCUUUAAAAGCCGGGUGCAUUGCUAUUUAAAAGGCAGAUUGGGCAAAAUUGGAGAAGCGAGACGUUUUCUGCUGAGGAAAUGAAUCUGCUCGUGUGCAAGCAGAUGUAUGUGGUGCUUGUCUGGUGGAACAUCUGCCUCCACCGUCUCCCAAAUCUCUGUCCCAUCUACAUCUCCAUUUGACUGCAUACGAGCAAAUGCACCGAUUUAACCGGGGCAGGCGGCACGGCAAUCAAAGUUAAUUAUAUGAUAAUAAGCAUUAGACUAAAUAUGAUAAAGUGUAUUGAUAAAUAAUGAAAACUGUGUUACUUUCCGAUGCAACCCACGGGGGACCGGACCGGCUGAGCGGAAUCCUCCGGAGCUGCUUUACGCCAGACUUAAGAAGAGGUUUUUGUACGUCAAUGGCACAAUCGCUUUCUGCUGCCUAAACAUAGCAAUGCGCCAACUAAGCACCUGAUCACACCUCAUAUUAAGACCAACACCUCCAUGGGCACACAGAUGGACGGCAGGACGUUUGCUAUACUUACACAAUGUGGGCGCUGGGCGUGAAAAUGACAACAGCGUCAGUCUGAAACUAGCAAUGACAGUUGCGCUGCGCUUUGCGUCGGGUAUACGAUCGGGCCCAAAUUAUGUUGUAUGUAUGUUGUUGUGCAUGUAAAAGUUCAAUGUGUGUUUUAUGGUUUGUUUAACCUACUGUGCUUAGGUAUGCUUCUUUUAAAGGCACCAUUAAUUGAAAACACCCCACAGCUGUUUUCAGUUAUCUGGCUGAUUAGAGCUCGUUGGGCCGUAGCUACGCCAAUCAGUCGUGGUCCAGAGUCGAGGUCUAAUCAAGGAAAAGACUGACAACCCACAGUUAGCGACUUUAUCUCUUUAUUCCUAAUAUGAAGAAACCACAUUUGUUUUAAGCCAAAGUAAAGUAAGUGAAAGCAAACACUAAUAAUUAUUUGCUACAACUAUUUGACCUGUAUGUAAAAUUCUGAUCACAUGUAUAUUUUUAAUACUGAGAUUUAGCUGCCUACCAUAUGCUGAAUAAAUUACCUGAAUAUACUGAA